Messenger RNA from Eleginops maclovinus (Patagonian blennie), 7275 nucleotides. RefSeq lists its product as uncharacterized. Gene Ontology annotation, cellular component: nucleus. NCBI's taxonomy places the organism in Eukaryota, Metazoa, Chordata, Actinopteri, Perciformes, Eleginopidae. The record is from RefSeq and is a predicted model, not a curated record. Gene Ontology annotation, molecular function: protein binding; DNA (cytosine-5-)-methyltransferase activity, acting on CpG substrates; DNA binding. The transcript is spliced from 25 exons. Bases 1249 to 5922 code for a protein of 1557 amino acids. Gene Ontology annotation, biological process: negative regulation of transcription by RNA polymerase II.
AGUAAUGAAAACAAGGAUGAAACAUACUUAGCAGGAAUACAACUGAUUGGGAGCGAUAUAGCUGGACUUCUGUCUGACAAGCACGAGGUAGCAUGUUGGAUCAUGGACAAACUUGGCAAAGUUAAGUUAGUGGAUGUGAAAAGAAGUGGACUGAUCAUUGUGGAGUGUGUGUCACAAGCACCACUAAAUAAAGCGCUGAUAUUAACAGCAUUGGAGGAAUACCAUGUGUCUAAGAGAGCUCCACACUUCGAUACUGGGUUCCUGUCGGACAAAGUGUUCCUGGACCACAUCAGUUACCCAGGGAGGAUGUUUGUUCCCAAGCAAAUACAGUGCAGACGGCGCUGGAAGUUUACACUCUUUGGGGAUUUGUGGCAAGUGUGGGGAUGAGUUGUGCAGCGGUAGAAACUGUGAGAAUGAGCCAAAGUGUUGUCAGUGCGGGGGGAAUCAUGAAGCAUGGAGAUCUGAUUGUCCAAAGAGAGAAGGUGAGAUUAAAAUAAUAAAGAAUAGGGCCAAGAAAACAAUACAUGAAGAAAAAGAACCAAAGAAAGCGAAGAGUCUAGGAAACAGGGAGUGUACAGCAGGUAGGAGUCAAGAGGAUCAUUGUUUGUGUAAGGACAAAACUAAGUUCUUGGCGUUUCUUGCCAUGGUGAUUAACUGUGCUGCUGAGACAGAGAGAAUUAAAUCAUUGUUGAAGCCCCAAAAACUUUCUAAACAUUGUGGGAGUUAGUGGAGAGGAAGUGCAGGGGCUCCUGAAAGAGGCAUUCAUGCCAUCUUGAACAACGAUAUUAGUACUCCUUUGUGAUAAAAGUAGUAUGUGUGUGUGUGUAUAUAUAGUUAUAGUAGGAGUAUUUAUUUUUUUGUUAGUUAAACUAGGUUUUUUUUUUGGUUUUUGGUUUUUGUUGUGUUUGUUUGGAAAAGGCAGUUUAUAAUUUAUCCAGUAUUGGGCGGUAAUGCAACGUUUUGGAUGCCAUUUGCCCCUAAAAACCCCCAAAAGAAGAAGAAGUACUUAACAGCAGCCCUUGCAUAAUGGUGUACAACGAAACCAGAUUAGAGGGUUAGCUAGAUAUGUUGAGCCUAAAGCUAGAGUUUUCCAUAUCCUCUUCCAACCUGGUUUCAUCAUGACAAUUUAUGCUGCAGUCAUAAUGUGGUCGGUUUUGAGUUUGGGAUUUAUAUCAUCUAAAAAUAUACGUUUUUAUAUUCCUGUAAGAUUGAAUCUGUGCUGUUUUUGCAGGUCAAUCCCUUUAGGAGAUGGCCAUGAUGAACAUAGCAGUGAAUGUGCCUGCCUUUUCAAAGCAACCAAACCGCUAUGAGCUGCUGGAUUGGCUCAACACAACUUUACAGGCAGGCUUCACCAGGUUGGAGCAGUUAUACACAGGUGCCGCUUUUUGCCAGCUCGUCGACUGCUUGUUUCCUAACAACCUGGACCUCUCCGGGGUCAGAUUCCAAAGCAACGAAAUGGUGGACGCUCUCUACAACUACAGUUUACUGCAGGCUACAUUCAGAAAAGUUGGAGUAUUACGACACAUCCCUGUUGAAGCGCUGAUAACAAGGAACUCAUCGGUCACUCUGACAUUCCUGAACUGGUUUUCAGUGUUCUUUGAGAAGAAUAAGAGAGAGGACAGGGAGUACAAAGCCUUGGAGGCCAGAAGUGGACAGAAUAUUGUUCCUCCACGCUCAGAUGCUGAUCCCCAAGAGAUUGAUUGGGAGUUCAUACCCAAAAGAGCGGAAAAAGGAAACCCUACAAAAAACAAGAAACCUGAGGAACUGGAUGACUGUCAUGAAACCUUUUUGCUCUUCAUCAGAAGAUACUGCAGCGACACAAGUACAGACCCUUCAGUUUCUGCCCGCUUAAGUCCAACCCACCACAAGGACAUCAUUAAAGCCUGCUCCUCCUCGCCGUACUGCCUCUACCUGUAUGUGGACGUGGAGCUGGGCAUAGAAAAGAACACAAAUGUCGUCCUGGUCGGAUAUUUCGACCAGAACUCAGGGGUCAGUGUGGUGAAGCCGCUGCUCACACUGCAGAUGAGCGGCAGCAUUGCUGACCUACCAACCUCUGAGGAUGCAGACAGGAUACACACUGUGCACACACACGCUGAAACUGAUGCUGGCCUUCUGAUCGAGGCGCUGGAGAGGUAUGAUCUUUGUCUGCCCAACGCCGCUGUGUUUUAUUGUAACGCUCCGAACCUGGGGUUGAGCAGGGUGUUUGUAGCGCACCUCCAGGCUUUCAACCAAAAGAUCAUAUCGCUCUGCGGCCUCCCCGGGAUGGCCUCACGAGCCUGCCAGGCCGGACUUUUGGCUUCCUUUAAAUGCGUGGUUGACCUCAUUAGAGACAUCCACUAUCACUUCUACACCUGCCCCUCUGUCAGUGACAUUGUGAAAGGCCUGUUUGCUGAAAAGUACUACAACCCAUCCCUUCCCAUCUCUGCACAGUGUCUGUUCAUCAUCCACGCUUGUCAGAAGAUGGUUGACAGCUGGAGGCUUUUAGUGGAGUAUUUUAAGUCAUUGAUGCAAGUAGAGGACGUGGCCCGGAUCAAAGCCCAGCUGAUAGAUUAUAAAAUCCAUCUGCGCAUCAUUUUCCUCGCACACAUUUUGGAGCCCAUCCGAGCCCUCGAAGAGUUGCAGGAGUCCGGCAAGGCGUCCGUGCCUGUGGAACUCAAGCUGACCUCCAUGCUGAUGAGAUCGUUUGCGGCCAGUCUGCUCCGGCCCUUCGCCACAGAGCAGUUUCUCAAGAAGCGAGACCUGCUUCUCCUCCGAACCAGCACGGAGCUGCUCCCCGUCACUGAGUUGCAAGUAGGUUCUUGUGCCAAAGAGUUCCUGUGGGCCACCGCCGUCGUGGAUCUGGGGGAAGCGGAGAGGAGGGACUUCCUGAAAGACGCGGCAGCUUUCUACACAGCAGCACUGGAGAGUUUCGUGGAGAGUCUUCCUCAGCAUCUGGGGGAUGUGGCACUGAAUAAUAUAGGCAGGGUGCUGAACCAUUCUGAGAAAAUCAAUGGUAAUAAACUGACUGCAAGUAUGCUCACAGAGUUGGCGGAGCAGCUGGGUCUGUUCAAAACUGAGGUUAUCAGAAAACAUCCACUGAUCAACGACUACUUCCAUUUCUUUAAGCAACUAAAGAAGGAACAAAGCGUCUGCUGGAAAAAGAUAUUGUAUCUGAACAGAAAUGUCCCAUCUCUGCGUAAAUUCUUCCUGUCCAUCCUGGCCCUGCCAAGCUCUCUUCCCAGGUCGCAGGUGUUUUCUAAGAUGUCCAGCAAGACUCUCCCUCAAAGCAAAGAAACCCCUAAAGCGUUACCUCAACCGUGCAAAAUUCCGGGAAUACCCAGCAUAUCGAGCAAGCCUCUGAAGAAACCUGUCCCGUCCAUAAAUGUCAACAAGCUGAAAGGGGAGUCUUCAUCAGAUGAAGGUGACGGUACUGUGGCCAAACCACGUUUACAGCUUCCCUCCAAACGCCCCAGCAUUGAGGAGGAUUCAGACAAAACAGACAAUUCUUCAGAUGUGGUGGAUGUCACUGAAGAAUUCAAAAUAAGGCCCAGCAGAGUAAUGAAGCCAGAAAGUGAAAGAAGUCCAAAGGCAAAGUAUGCAUGCGUUGAGGGGUGUAAAAACGAUGAUGAAGUCAACGACUGCGUGAUUUUAACAAAAACACCACCCAAGCCUGCAAAAAUAAUGGGUGUGAUUGGGGAGCUGGUCUGGGUUUUGGUCGAGGGCUUUGCUUCCUGGCCAGCCGUCAUUGUACCGUGCAUGGGAGAGGAGCAAUAUCCAGAGUGUAGGAUGGUGUCAUGGUACGGACAGAACAUGUCCUCUCUGGUCAGCAAGAAGGAUCUGAAACCGAUCGCUCCCUUUGCCCAGCACUUCUCCUCCAACUCUUUCGCCAUCCUCAACAACUACCGAGAAGCCCUCUUCUUGUCUCUGAAGGAGGCAGCCCUACGCUGUAAGAAGAAGUUUUCUGCGUCUGCUGAGGACCAAGACGAGCUGCUGAAACAGAUGUUGGAAUGGGCCUUCAAAGGGUUUCAGCCCUCGGGGCCAGACGGACUCCAACCGACGGCAGCCUCAACGGGUGUAACUAAAACAAACAACCGGCCGCGAGUGUUGAGAAUACACCUCCCGAAGGUCGACUCCUUGCACACGUCACACAGCUCCUUCCCCCCGAUAAGCAGCAAUUGUAACAUCCUCAGCAAUCAGACGAAAGAAGUGUCCUCCUCCUUUGACAAACUGCCGCUGGAAAAGUCCUCCCCCAGACCUGCAAAUGGAAAAUCACGGGAGGAAGGAUUUGAGAUUCCAGGAAAAUGCAAUAACGGAGUUGUGAAGAAGAAGGUGUCCAGGGGAGGAUGGACAGCCGAAAUGGGGAAGGGAGGAUCGGAGGGAGAGAGGAAUGACUGUGGAGGAAUAUUGGAAAAGGAGAUGGGGAGUGGAAAGGGAGGGAGUAAAGGAGGGAAGGCGCAGAAGAAGAAAAGCAGUCCGGCUGAAGAUUUUUUUGAUGAUGAUGUGUCACCGGAUUAUGUUCCCCCCAAGAUGAGGGUGACCUACGCCAAAACGUACAAUAAAGUCAACCAUCCAUCCAGCACGUACACACAGCCGGACCAGAAACUCCGAGAGGAGAUCAUCCGGAGUAUCAUGGACAUGAAGUUGGACAUUGAUGGCUUUUGUUUGUGCUGUGGUACUGAAGACGUGGAGAUAUUUCACCCUCUUUUCAAAGGCAGCCUCUGCUUGAUGUGUAAAAAUAACCUAACAGAAACUCUGUAUCGGUACGAUGAAGAUGGCUAUCAGUCCUACUGCACCAUCUGCUGCUACGGACUGGAGGUCAUUCUGUGUGGCAACAACAGCUGCUGCAGAUCAUAUUGUGAGGACUGUGUGGACAUCCUGGUCAGUGCGGGGACGUUUGUUUCGCUAAAGAGGGUGGACCCGUGGAUCUGCUUCCUGUGUCAGCCUCAUCAACCGCACGGCGCUCUGAUUCCCAGAGAGGACUGGAGCAUCCGAGUUCAGGAGUUAUUCGCCAACAACAGCGCCAUGGAGUUUGAGCCUCACCGUGUUUACCCGUCCAUCCCUGCAAACCUGAGGAGACCUAUCAGAGUUCUGUCACUGUUUGAUGGCAUAGCAACAGGCUACCUGGUGCUGAAGGAUCUUGGCUUCAAAGUACAGAAAUGUUAUGCCUCAGAGAUUUGUGAGGAUUCGAUUGCAGUGGCAAGGGUCAACCACGACGGGAAGAUCAUCCACGUUGGAGACGCUCGUUUCAUCACCCAGAAACUCCUGGACCACUGGGGUCCGUUUGAUCUGCUGAUCGGUGGCAGCCCCUGUAACGACCUCUCCAUCGUCAACCCUAUAAGAAAAGGCCUCUAUGAGGGCACUGGCAGGCUGUUCUUUGAGUACUACCGCAUCCUUCAGCUGCUGAAGCCCAAGGAAGAAGACCCCAGGCCGUUCUUCUGGCUGUUUGAGAACGUGGUCUUCAUGAACACGCAUGACAAAGUCAACAUCUGCCGAUUCCUCGAGUGCAACCCGGUGCUGGUGGAUGCAGUCAAAGUUAGCCCUGCUCACAGAGCACGAUACUUCUGGGGAAACAUCCCUGGGAUGACCAGGCCCAUCAUAGCGUCCCAGAAUGACAAGCUGAGUCUGCAGGACUGUUUAGAGUUUGGAAGAGAAGCCAGGGUCACCAAGGUGAGGACGAUCACUACCAAUGCAAACUCUCUGAAGCAGGGCAAAGGACUGUCCUCUCUGCUGCCUGUCCUCAAUAACGGCAGGGAAGACAACCUCUGGAUCACUGAACUAGAAAAGAUCUUUGGAUUCCCCAAACAUUACACAGAUGUGAGGAACAUGACCCGGCAGCAGAGGCAGAAGGUGUUGGGGAAGGCGUGGAGUGUGCCCGUCAUCCGCCACCUCUUCGCUCCCCUGAAGGAAUAUUUUGCCUGUGAGCAACUGCCUCCUCUGACCUGAUCCUCCAUCUCCUCCACCUCCCCAUCCUCCCCUGACUCUCCAGAAAUGCAGCAACUCAGAUAGGGGAAAUUAUUCAUGUUUUGUAAGGAAUGUGUUUGUGUGGAGGAUUUCCCCAUGCUACCUGCUUUAUAAGAAAUAGUUUGAGCUGAAAUGAACUACGCAGUCCUCUACUUAUUUCAAUUUCAGACAAGCUUUUGUGGACAAACGUUUGCAGGAGGAGAGCAAUUCAAUCAAUUUCAUAAAGGUGCUGAAGACGUUACCGUAACGUUGUAUAUGCAUCAAAAAAGGGCAUGAACCCUCAAGAUUUUUAAGCAUUUUUAAGUAGCUAGGAAAUGAUGUUCAUAUGGUGGGAUGAUAAUUUUAUUCUGUUAAUAUUUAAGCAUUUCUGUGUGGAUCAUGUUGUUGUAUAUUUUGUCUGCCUCGUUUCUUUACUGUUAUAUUUGAAUCAUGUUGGUUUACAGGAGAAAAACAACUUGCUGUAUGUUAUCAUUAGAUCAACAUCAAUGUGUUAUAUUCUGCAGCAAGCCCGGUCUUUAUACAAAAAUGACCAAAAUUGUUAGUAUCGUUGAGAAGAAACAAGGUUUUUGUGGCUUAUUUUUCACAGUACAGAAACUGUCUUUAAAUAAUUUUCAUAAUGUUUUCAUCUUUUUGUUCCAUAUUCAUAUUUGUAACUCUUGUUUUACUCAGGGAAGCGGAAAAUAAUGAAUUGUAACCUUUUUUUCACGUGUUUUUUUAAAGGUCGCAUUGAACAGUUUGUAUCUUAUCAUUGAUUCUCAGUAUUAUGUUUAACUUUAGAGAAAAUGAACGUUGUUUAUAAUAGAGCACACAAAGCUCAUAACAUAGUUGACCCUUCAGUAUUUAUGGGAAGAAGAUCCCAGUCCACUACGAUCUUUUUUUUUUUCCAACCAGCUGCUUAUUUGUUGUUAAAUUGUGUAACAACUUUAUUUUAUUUGUCAUUCAUCAUCAGAGGUUUGUUUUUUUUGUUUCAACAGAACAAUGACUAACUAUGACAAAAUGUUUAUAUUUCACACUGAUGCUGCACCACUGAAGCCUUUGGCCUCGUUGACGAAAACUGUGAUCUUUUCUGACUGAAGACGUUUCAUAGAAGAAUGUCUUUGAAAUUGUUUUUAUUUUUUUAUUGUAAGUUGGCUGUACUCUAUUUUUGCACAGAACACCAGAGGGGUGGGUUGAGAGUUGUGUUCAUAGAUGUGGGUAAAGAACAGUGCCAGAUAUUUUCAUUGAUAUUUUUUACUAAGGGAAAGGCUGCAUGAUUUGCAAAGUAAUUGUUUGAAAACGAUUUGUUUUACUUGGAACUGUUGACAAGACCAAUAAAAGAAAAGAAUUGCACAAUGA